Molecule: messenger RNA, 857 nt
Organism: Trypanosoma cruzi
Lineage: Eukaryota; Euglenozoa; Kinetoplastea; Trypanosomatida; Trypanosomatidae
Product: chaperonin HSP60 mitochondrial precursor, putative
Exons: 1
Biological process (GO): protein refolding
Molecular function (GO): ATP-dependent protein folding chaperone; ATP binding
Source: RefSeq, a predicted model, not a curated record
AUGUUUCGCUCUGCUGCUCGUUUUGCCGGCAAGGAAAUCCGGUUUGGCACGGAGGCUCGCCAGUCCAUGCAGAAGGGUGUGCAGCGUGCCGUGAGCGCCGUUGCAACGACCCUUGGGCCAAAGGGGCGCAAUGUGAUCAUUGAGCAGUCGUACGGCGCGCCAAAGAUCACGAAGGACGGCGUGACCGUUGCCAAGGCGAUUGAGUUCAAGGACCCGUUCGAGAACAUGGGAGCACAGCUUGUGCGCCAGGUGUGCAACAAGACCAACGACCUUGCUGGCGACGGCACGACGACCUCGGCGGUGCUGGUGGCAAGCGUGUUCAGUGAAAGCCUCAGGUGCAUUGCCACCGGGACGAACCCAAUUGACAUGAAGCGUGGCAUGGACCGUGCGGUGGGCGUCAUCCUGCAGAGCGUGGCGGAGCAGAGCCGCAAGGUGACGAGCACCGAGAACAUUGUGCAGGUGGCCACGAUCUCCGCCAACGGGGACGAGGAGCUGGGCAGGCUGAUUGGUCAGGCGAUGGAGAAGGUGGGCAAGGACGGAGUGAUCACCACGCAGGACGGCAAGACGAUGACGACGGAGCUGGAGGUGGUGGAGGGCAUGAGCAUUGACCGCGGCUACAUCAGCCCAUACUUUGUGACCGACGCGAAGGCACAGAAGGCCGAGCUGGAGGAUGCGUUUGUGCUGGUGUCGGCGAAGAAGGUGAGCAGCAUCCACACGAUCCUGCCGGCGCUGAAUCACGUGGUGCGCACCGGCCGCCCGCUUCUGAUCAUUGCCGACGACGUGGAGAGCGAGGCGCUGACGACGAUGAUCUUCAACAAGCUUCAGGGCAAGCUGAAGAUUGCGUGCGUGAAGGCACC